This is a messenger RNA of Cyclospora cayetanensis, 2415 nucleotides long. RefSeq lists its product as uncharacterized. Gene Ontology annotation, cellular component: U2-type spliceosomal complex; U2 snRNP. Gene Ontology annotation, biological process: mRNA splicing, via spliceosome. Bases 1 to 2415 code for a protein of 804 amino acids. The transcript has 11 exons. The record is from RefSeq and is a predicted model, not a curated record. Lineage: Eukaryota; Apicomplexa; Conoidasida; Eucoccidiorida; Eimeriidae. Gene Ontology annotation, molecular function: RNA binding.
AUGGCCAGUGUAGUCGGAAGUGGCACCGUGAAGCUGAGCGCCUGGGGUAGUCUUUGUCAAGCAGCAGGUCAGAGCGCAGGCGCUAUGGACGCCCAGCAGCAGCAAGCGCAAGGGGCCUCUGCUGCCCCUUUCGAGGCUUCUAAGGGUUCUGAAACAGCGCAGUCGGAUUCUAGGAAUGAAGGUGGACAGCGAGGCGCGGGAGACUCAUCGAUGGAAACCUCCCUCCCCCGAGAGGGCUUCCCAGCAGCAGAAGAGGAAGCCGAAUGGUAUGUCCUUCUUCCACCGGAUGCCUUGAAGGUACUCCAGCGCGAGCAGGAACGCCGAGCUCAGCAGCAGCAGCAAGAGCAGCAGCAAGAGCAGCAGCAAGAGCAGCAGCAAGAGCAUGGAGAGGAGCCGCUAAGACAGCCUUUACACGACGCUACAGCGCUUCUUGCCGAGGGCAGGGACGGUGCAGCAGGGCAUAAGCGGACCGUAUCUGGGGGAGGCGACGAGGCAGAGGAGUGCUCCCAGACACCCCCUAGCAGCAACAGCAGCAGCAACGCAGACAGCACAAGUGCAGGAGGGGCGCUCGCUGCAGCUUCCCCGGGAGACGCCAGCGCAGGAGCUGAGGGAGGCGUUGUCGGCCCCUUAAGCCUCUCAGCUCUGAGAGUCUACUUUGCGUGGAAUCUGAUAGACGGCUUGACUUACGUGCUGCGGCUAGGGGCCUCCGAGUGGACGCCUAUAUGCGAUUAUCCAGUUGUUGCUGAGGCACUGCGCAUGUGGCAGCAGCAGCAGCAGGAGGAAGACGCAGCAGCGCUCGCCGCGAAGGCGGAGAUAGCAGCAGAAGCCGAAGCGGCUGCUGCCUUCGCAGCGGCAGCUGCUGCAGCAGUUCCUGGAAAGAAGCGGAGAGCAGCAACUGAGAAGGCAGCAGUCCUUGCAGUUGCGGGUGCAGCAGCAGCAGCAGCGGCGACGAGAGCCCCCUUCCCGCAUGUGGAUGCAGCGCUCAAAUACUGCGCUCCUGACGGCCAGUGGAUGGUCUUUGACACUGUGGAUAAGCUUUGGCGAACUAAACACGAUUAUGAUUUCUUAGUGGCCACGGCUGCGGACGGGAGUGGAGGUGGGGUUGGUGGUGAUGGCAGGAGCAGUCUGCAGGACGAGACGCUUGUGUUGGCUGCCGUUGCAGCCGCUGUGAAGGGGUCUUGCUCGGCUGGAAAGGGUCAGAAAACUCCCGCCGCUUCUGGGGAGGGAGUGGCUGCUGGCGACGCUCGCGGCGACGCCUCUUUGGGAGGCUUCCCCCCAUCCGCACGACGGGAGAAGGAGGCACUCGCCGGGGGUGUGGCAGCUGCGGAGAAUUCUCAGCAAGCCCUCUCGCCGGAGGAGUUGGAGGCGCUCCGGAAGAAACUCGAGAACGCAGAGAAGCGCCGAGCCUACAGAGACAGGCGAAAGAGAAAACGGGAUGAAGGCCUCUUCGUACAACCUAAAAAAAAUCCAAAUAUUUACGUUAGCGGCCUGCCACUCACCUAUACCGAGAAGGAUGUUGCGGAUCUCUUCAAGAAAGCGGGUGUUUUCAAGGUGGACCCCGAAACGCUACAGCCCAAGAUUCGCCUGUACACUGAUGAGGCAGGCCUCUUUAAGGGCGACUGUCUCAUCAGCUUCGCGCACGAGGCCAGCGUGGAAACAGCGAUUCGCUAUUUCGAUCAGUACGCCGUCGACGAGGCUCACACCAUUCAGGUCUCUUUAGCAGACUUUUCGAAGAAGCAAGAGCAGAAGACAGAGGCGUCUUCACAGCAGACUGCGAGAGUCUCCCUGGUCCAGCAGGCGGCUCUGAGAAGACGUCGCAAGCGCAUUCUCGCCGCUCGCCAAGAGCAAGCCAGGCUUUUGAGCUGGGAUACGGAGGCUGCGGAUGGUCGGUCGAGGCGAAACAUCGUGGUGUUGAGGCCUAUGUAUUCUCUGCAGGAGGCAGAGGAGCACGAGGAAGGCGCUGAGUUUUACGAAGAUCUGCGCCUCGAGAUUUUGGAGGAAAUCGCCAAAGUCCGUCAUCCCGACAAAAUUACUGUUAUUCCGAGGCAUCCGCAAGGCGUAGUGUGCGUGAAGUUCAAGCAGACAGAAGAUGCGGAGGCUGUCAUCGAGAAGAUGCGGGGACGCGUUUUCGACGGGCGAGUUGUGGAGGCCUUCUUCUUCGAUGGCACGACAGACUUUAGAGCGAGCUGUCUUCCUUCUCAACACAAACAGGAAGCUCCUGCUGUCAGAGGCGACGCCACUGCGGCUGUCGGGGAGGGCGCGGCAGAGGCCAUUGGAGCAAGCGGGAAGGUUGGGGGAGGACGUUCUCCCCUUGCUGCCGCUGACGCUGUCGAAGAGGAAAACCUUGAAAAAUUCGGGGAGUGGGUAGAAGAACAAAGCAGCGACGAAGAAUUUUCAGUGCAAACGGAGGAAUAA